AUGAUCGAAACAGAUACCAAUGAUGGUCGAAGUGAAUAUCAUGCAUGCGGUGUAUCAACUAGGACGCGUUCAAAAACUGUAAAGGCUGUUUCCCGCGUUGCACCAGCAACAACAAACAUUGCACUUUCGUUGAUAACCCAAGAGAAAGCUACUGUUACAGCGAAGGUGGUCAACUUCGAAAAAUUUUAUCGUCUCCGAUUGAUUCCGCGACGAGAAGAUGCUCUUCCAGACAAAAUCGCUAUUACGGGGCCUGAUGAUGAAACGAUUUAUCGAGACUUGGUGCUACCACAACCCUCAAAGGAGCAUCCAAUCAUAAUCAAGGAUCAAGAUCCGGAUGCUUUCACUCCAAAAGAGCGACAAAUUCAAGGACCAUUUUUGCUGGAAUACACGGCGCUACUAAAGGCAACGCCGCAAGAAAAGAUUGGUAAAAGAAGAAAGUCGGGCAUACCGAAACGAAAUGUGAAAGAUUUUACUCCAAGUCCAGUUGUGGAUAAUGUAGGAACAACUUCAACAAAGAACAGUCCUGCGGAGAACAAUCUUUCUAAUAUUGGCACAUCAUUAGCAUCUACACUCAUUCCUGAAUCCACUGUUGUUCAACUUAAAUCAAAUAAUCGAAGACGUCGAUCAUCAGUUUUUCUUCGAGUUGCCCAAGAAACAGAUCCUUUUGAUGAAAAAAUGGUUACUGCACAGCCAGCAGAAGUAAGGCAAGAUGCACCGAUUCCAUCGAUCGAUGAUAAGCAAAUGGAGAAGAAAAUGGAUGUAGUGAUUCGUCGGCAGUCAUCUCUGGACGCCCCAAAGAUGCGCAAAACUCAACGUCGAUUUUCGAUGAAAGCAACUAUUCCUCUACUUUCGCCAACUCGCACUAGUGAAUCUGAGCCCGAGGAGAAUUCGUCAAUGAAGCCACCCAUGUUUGGUCAUCAUUUGAUGCUUGAAGAACCCGUUCCUCCAACUCCUCCUCGCGUUGCAGACCUCGAGUUCGAGUUUUGCGCAAUGACCAAACCGUCCGAUGAGGAGUUAGUGGUUUCACAGGAUGCAGAGAAAGAAAAUGGCAAUCAGAUUGACAAACCGUUUGCAAAGCCUCGUGGUAGGCGUUCGCAGCUCUACAAACUUGUGCCGCUAGAUGAUGCGAAGAAACGAGACAGCGAUCAGCCACGGCAGUCAGAUAUGACAGAAGAAGCUCCCACUAACAUUAAGAAGGCUCGUCGGCGAUCGAGUUACUUCAAAGCUUAUGCCUACAUUGAUGAGGCAUCUUGUGGGGCGGUGAAAGUCUACGCGACCAAAAAGGGUGGUCAUCGCUUCGCUUGCAAAAUGUGGCAGCUGGAGAAACUCGCCGAUCGUUGCGGCUUUCAACAUGCCAUUGAAGAAGUGCAAUGGUUGAAGUUGCUUCGACACACCAACAUCGUUCCAUUCUACGCUGCCAUCGUUUGCGAUCGACACAUUCUCAUCGCCACUCACUUAUCCGAUAUGGGAUCGGCUCUAAAUGUCAUCGAAAAGGAUUAUAAAGUGGGAUUUCCUGAGUCAGCCCUUGUGUCAAUCACGAAGCAACUCUCACAAGCUCUCAACUAUUUGCAUUCACAAUACAUCUUGCACAGAUCGAUUCGAGCAAGUCAUGUGCUAUUGGAUUCUCAGGGCGGAGUGCGAUUGACGGGAUUCAAGCAUUGCAUACGAUUGAAUGAGCAUGGGUUGGGGAAAAUUCAUCCAAUCAACGAGUUCAGCGAACACCUCUCCGAUUCGUUGCUCUGGCUGGCUCCGGAAGUGCUUUCGCAAAACGUGAGUGGCUACGGAUUGCCUUCGGACAUCUAUUCGCUUGGAAUCACGAUUUGUGAAAUGGCGAACGGUUUCCCACCGUUCACCGACAUGUCUCCGCUGCAGAUGUUGUACGAGAAGACACGUGGAACGACGCCACGAUUGCUGGAUUCGACCACCAUUGGCCCAGAAGGCUCCGCUGAUCACCAUCAACACCAUUUCUCUGCCGGGCUCCACAAGCUGGUCGCCGCUUGUUUGUCGAUUCGCCCUGAAGAUCGACCGAAUGCUUCACAGUUGACGACCACAAACUCUUUUUUCAAGGAAACGAAACGGCCUCAAACGCUGCGCUCAUUGCUGCCAGUACAUCUUGAUACAGUAAUCGAGAAGUCGACGAAACAGGAAAAAUACAUUGUUCGUGGUUACAAGAGAUGCCCAUAUCAUGCCGAUAUUUUUGACCAAACCCGCGCUAAAACUAGUCAGGAUUUCAAACUGGAAUGUCCGGGUGGUGGCAGGAUAAAACAUGAUCCGAAAGCGAAGACGUUAUUCGUCUACGGUUAUUCACAAGGAUUUGGACGCGGAGAUCACCAAUUAGCGGUCGACAUUCUCAAGUCACAAUUUUCCGACUACGAGAUCACCUGGUCGAAUGAUGGAUAU
Mesorhabditis belari is the source of this 2400-nucleotide messenger RNA. The record is from the annotation of a GenBank genome assembly. NCBI's taxonomy places the organism in Eukaryota, Metazoa, Nematoda, Chromadorea, Rhabditida, Rhabditidae.